CAGACGGCUGCCGAGUCUAGGGCUGGUCAGGAAAUCAAGGAGAAUACUCUGCCAUGGACCUACCGUCACCAAGCCAGGCCUCCCAAACCCAGCCCGCGGCUCCCUCUCGGAUGAGUUCCUACCGCUGGCACACAGGGGGCGGUGGGGAGAAGGGGACUGGAGGAUUCCGCUGGGGCCGUCUUGCCGGAUGGGGCAGAGCACUGAGCCACCAGGAGUCCACGGUCAGCAGCCAGCCAGCCCCUCGCUCGCUGUUCCGUCGGGUCCUCUCUGCGCCCCCCAAGGAGUCCCGGACCAGUCGCCUCCGGCUAUCCAAGACCCUCUGGGGCAGGCCUAAGAACCCACCGCUGGAGUCCGAGCCCGAGUCGGAGGCCCCAGGCCCUGAUUUAGGGCCAGAGCCCCAGCCGGAGUCCCCUGCCCCACAGAUGCCCGAGGCUCCCAUGCCCAACGUGCCUGUCUGGGACAUCGGGGGCUUCACCCUGCUUGAUGGGAAACUGGUGCUGCUUGGGGGUGAGGAGGAGGGUCCCCGCAGGUCCCGGGUGGGAAGUGCCAGCUCGGAGGGCAGCAUCCAAGUGGCCCUGGGGAACUUCAGGGAUCCAGAUCGACUCCCUGGAAAGAUGGAGCCAGAGGCGGCUGGUCCCAUCCAGGUCCACAAUGUCCGGGGGUUGCUCAAGAGGCUGAAAGAGAAGAAAAAGGCCAGGUCGGAGCUGGGAGCCAGUGUCUCCCGGGAUGGCCCCCCCAGUGCUCUGGGCUCUAGGGAAUCGCUGGCCACACUAUCCGAGCUAGACCUGGGCGCCGAGCAGGACGUGCAGGUCUGGCCCCUGCACCCAAGCCUCCUGGGGGAGCCUCACUGCUUCCAGGUAACGUGGGCAGGAGGAAGCCGCUGCUUCUCUUGUCGCUCAGCCGCCGAGAGAGACCGCUGGAUUGAGGACCUUCGUCGCCAUUUCCAGCCUACCCAGGACAACAUGGAGCAGGAAGAGACGUGGCUGAGCGUGUGGGAGCUGGCCGAGUUUCUCACCUUCCACUACUCGCGCCUGUGCCGGGCUCUGGAGCCCGCGCUGCCUGCGCAGGCCAAGGAGGAGCUAGCAGCCGCCAUGGUGCGCGUACUGCGGGCCACCGGCCGGGCGCAGGCACUGGUGACAGAUCUGGGCACCGCAGAGCUGGCCCGCUGUGGAGGCCGUGAAGCGCUGCUGUUCCGGGAAAACACAUUGGCCACCAAGGCCAUAGAUGAGUACAUGAAGCUGGUGGCACAGGAUUACCUGCAGGAAACCCUGGGGCAGAUUGUGCGGCGUCUCUGUGCCUCCACUGAAGACUGUGAGGUGGACCCCAGCAAGUGCUCUGCCCCAGAGCUGCCCGAGCACCAGGCCAGACUUCGAAACAGCUGUGAGGAGGUCUUCGAAACCAUCAUCCACUCCUACGACUGGUUCCCUGCAGAGCUGGGCGUCGUGUUCUCAGGCUGGCGAGAAGCAUGCAAAGAGCGGGGCUCUGAAGCACUGGGCUCCCGACUGGUGUGUGCCUCCCUCUUCCUGCGGCUCCUGUGCCCCGCCAUCCUAGCACCCAGCCUCUUUGGCCUGGCAUCAGAGCAUCCAGCCCCUGGCCCAGCCCGCACCCUCACACUGAUUGCCAAGGUCAUCCAGAACCUUGCCAACCGUGCCCCGUUCGGUGAGAAGGAGGCCUACAUGGGCUUCAUGAACAGCUUCCUGGAGGAACAUGGACCAGCCAUGCAAUGCUUCCUGGACCAGGUGGCCGUGGUGGAUGUAGAUGCCGCCCCCAGCGGUUACCAGGGCAGUGGCGACCUGGCCCUUCAGCUGGCUGUCCUGCAUGCACAGCUCUGCACGAUCUUUGCCGAGCUUGACCAGACAACCCGGGACAGCCUGGAGCCGCUGCCCACAAUCCUUCGAGCCAUCGAGGAGGGCCGGCCUGUACCUGUGUCUGUGCCAAUGCGUCUCCCACCUCCCCCUACCCAGGUCCACACCAGCUUCUCCGCAGGGGAGAAGCCCGGCUUCCUGGCCCCCCGGGACCUCCCCAAGCACACCCCUCUCAUCUCCAAGAGUCAGUCUCUGCGCAGUGUUCACCGCUCCGCGAGCUGGGCCCGGCCACGGGCCGACGAAGAGCGGCCCGCUCGGCUGCCCAGGCCGGUGCAACGCACGCAGAGCGUCCCCGUCGGGCGCCCCGCCCGCCGUCGCCAGUCUUCGGGGCCCCGGCCGCGACCCAAAGGCUCCCUGCGUACGGGUCCCGCGCCCCGCGGCCGGCCCUGGACCGGGGCCUCCGCCUCGCUGCCUCGGAAGCCGUCGGUGCCCUGGCAGCGCCAACUGGACCAGCCGCGGAACCGAGACCAGGCGCAGGGCACGCAUCGACCCGUGAGCAAGCUGGCAGAGCUGCAGUGCGAGGUGGCCGCGCUGCGCGAGGAGCAGAAAGCGCUGUCCCGCCUCGUGGAGUCUCUGAGCACCCUCAUCCAGGCCUUGACGGAGCAGCAGGAGCAGCUGCGGGGCCAGCUGCGGGAUCUGGACUCCAGACUCAGCGCUGGGAUCUCACAAUUGAAUCCAGAGCAAGAUCUUCCAAAGAGUGAAGGGCACAAUCUGAAAAGUCUGGAGCACCGCCUGACAGAGAUGGAGCAUACUCAGGCACAGCUGAGGGAUGCUGUCCAGAACCUGCAGCUUCUUCCAAGGACGCUGGGGUCCCGGAGCCAGCCCCUGCCCCUCAGAACAUCCUGCCUCAAUGGAAAUACCACCUGAGCUGCCCAUUCCACACCACAUGGUCUGGAAUCAGAAAGAGCGAGCCAUCUUAGGGUGGUGUCUGGCCUUGCCUUAGCUCUGUGGAGCCUACAGUGGGGAGUGGAGCUGUAGGUGCCAACCACUCCAGCACUAUGAAGUUGCCCAGUAAAAUCUUGAUUUCAGU
This is a messenger RNA of Carlito syrichta (Philippine tarsier), 2895 nucleotides long. It is a transcript of the gene RASAL3, whose product is annotated as RAS protein activator like 3. Bases 54 to 2732 code for a protein of 892 amino acids. The record is from RefSeq and is a predicted model, not a curated record. The transcript has 20 exons. Gene Ontology annotation, biological process: regulation of GTPase activity. NCBI's taxonomy places the organism in Eukaryota, Metazoa, Chordata, Mammalia, Primates, Tarsiidae.